CCUGUCCCGGCCGCCGCAGCGCGCCCCGCACCCGCUCAGGAGAGUCCACGGGAAGUCCGCAGCAGCCACCGCGCCGAACCAGCCGCACGUCGGACGUCCUCGUCAAGCCGGUCUUCUCUGCAGCAGCAUGGCGCUGGCCAAGACCGUGGUGACGGUGCUGGUGCUGGCCCUGGCGCAGCCCGGCCCGCUGCACGCCUACCCCGUGCCGGCGGACGGCACCGCCUUCUGGAAGCUCAUCACCAGCUUCGGCGCGGCCAUCUACGGCGAGCCCAGCGAGCGCACGGGCGAGCUGGUCAAGUCGUUCAAGCCCGAGUCCGGCAUGAACCCCGAGGAGCUGGGCGAGUACACGCAGGGCGACAUCCUGUUCACCAACAAGGGCGCCGCCAACGCCGGCCUGGGCCGCAACGGCCUCAAGGCGCCCUCCGCCCGCUGGCCCGGCGCCGUCGUCCCCUUCGAGAUCUCGUACGGCUUCUCCAACUCGGACCGCCAGAUGAUCCUGAACGCCAUGGAGGAGUACCACAAGCACACGUGCAUCCGGUUCGUGCCUCGCCGCGGCACCGACUACGACUACCUGUACAUCACCAACGGCAACACAGGGUGCUGGUCGUCCGUGGGCCGCGUGUCCGGGCGGCAGGAGGUGAACCUGCAGUCCCCCGGCUGCCUGACGAAGAUCGGCACGCCCAUGCACGAGCUGAUGCACGCCAUGGGCUUCAUGCACGAGCAGAACCGGUGGGAGCGCGACUCCUACGUCACCAUCAACUGGCAGCACAUCCAGUCAGGUCGUAACAACAACUUCGACAAGGCCGACCAGUCGACGACGGACGGCCAGGGCGUCAACUACGACUACCGCAGCGUCAUGCACUACUCGGCCAAGGCCUUCACCAAGGACGGCGCGGACACCAUCUCUGCCAGGGGCUACGGCGGCGAGCUCGGCCAGCGCGACGGCUUCAGCGCCGGCGACAUCAAGAAGCUCCAGACCAUGUACAAGUGCGUGGGCAGCAAGACCAUGCUGGAGGACUGAGCGCCUCCCCGACGCCGCCCGGCGCGCCAACGACUGAGACCGGCCGCGCUGGAGCAGGAGAAGAAGAGGAGGGUCCUCGA
Thrips palmi is the source of this 1101-nucleotide messenger RNA. Its product is annotated as zinc metalloproteinase nas-4-like. Bases 128 to 1021 code for a protein of 297 amino acids. Gene Ontology annotation, biological process: proteolysis. The record is from RefSeq and is a predicted model, not a curated record. The transcript has 6 exons. NCBI's taxonomy places the organism in Eukaryota, Metazoa, Arthropoda, Insecta, Thysanoptera, Thripidae. Gene Ontology annotation, molecular function: zinc ion binding; metalloendopeptidase activity.